AUGACUUUCAGCCACGUGCGUGCCGUGAUGGCUUUAUCUACAGCUGGUAUGCUGCUUGUACCAGCCUUCGGUUUGUUGCUUCGAUUCCAGCCGCAGUUUGUGCAUGGGCUGCAUGCAAACCCCAGCAGCGCCGAAAUUAACUGCUACAUUGCGGGCAGCCUAUACGCUGGCAUCCACUUUGUCUGUAGUCUCUUAUUGGUUAUCAAUUUUUGCAUAGUGAAGACACAUGAGACUCUGGACGACGCAACGAGAAGAAAUCAGCGGUUCGGCCUCCCGUUCAAAGAGUUGGAAAGCGAGGAGUUUGUCAAGGCCAUGGAUACUUUAGACCAGCGUAUCGCAGUGACCCCAACAUUUUAUCAGACACUUGAGUUGUCAGAAGAGCUUCUAGCAAACGGAGACACAAUCUAA
Plasmopara halstedii is the source of this 408-nucleotide messenger RNA. RefSeq lists its product as uncharacterized. Bases 1 to 408 code for a protein of 135 amino acids. The record is from RefSeq and is a predicted model, not a curated record. The transcript has a single exon. NCBI's taxonomy places the organism in Eukaryota, Oomycota, Peronosporomycetes, Peronosporales, Peronosporaceae.